UUUUUUUUACAACAUAAACGCGUGCAAACCUUUGAAAUUUAUGAAAACAAACAGCUACUUCCGGUAGGUAAAUUUUGUUGACAAAUAUUUGUUCGUAUUUUAAAUUAUUACUGUUGCCAGUCGGUAGUCUUUUGUUUGUUCAGUAAAUUGUGGACAUGUCUCUGACAGCGAUCAGCAAUUUCAAUUGUUUUCUGACUAUAUGACUAUACGAAACAGCGGUUGCUUCUUAGGGCGCGGAAAGACCGAUGAAAUCGAGGAUAAAGUUAUCUGCCCUUUGUUAGGGGUCGCAACAUUUCCACUCUCAGCGUCUUCCUGAAGGAAGACUGUGGUAAUAAAAAUGGACCAAAUUCAGAAUGCUAGUAUACAGUACCACUACGCACCACAGACUGGUGAGCUGGUGGAAGGAUUUGACCCUAGUGGUGUACAGCCUGUUGGGGCAAUGACGGGAAUCAUUGACAGCCGACAAGUCAUCUACACCACCAGUGAUGGGGAUGGACAAUUACAGGUGUACCACCAUGAUGGCAGCCAAGCCAUACAGGGACUAGAGGGCCAGGACACGAUUGUGUUUCUUGACGAAGGUAUAAAGGUGGAGACAGAGACGGAGGUGGACACAGCAUCCGAGGCCAUAGAGGCUGUCAAGUACAUUGAAGAAGGUGGAGACCAGAAGCAAAAGUUUAUCAUCCAGAUGGCACCACAGGACCAAGAGGUCAAACAGGAGCCCCAACGUAUUAUAAUUCCAGGCUUGGAGAAUUCUGUAGUACAGUUGGAUGAACAAGUCCAUCGACCAGCAAAUAUUCGUCAUAUUCAAAGUAUACAGCCGAGAAGUGUAUGUCCAAAGAAAGCCAUUAAAGCUAUUGAAAAACCAAGGAGGUCACAACGUUUGAUAAUGAAACCGCCACAGAUUGCCCAACAAACUGUACCCCAGCCAGUCAAGUCUAAGGCUACUGUAAUCAGUAAGAGUGAAACAACACUACCAGCAAAAGUGGUGAUUAAAUCAAAGCAAGUUAAACAUCACAAAAAAUAUCCAACAGCACAGAGUGAAAAUACAGAAUACAUCUAUGUUACUAGAACACUUACAUCCCAUAAAGAUGACUCUCAGGAUGUUGGAAAAACAGUCUAUAACACCAUUAAAGUUUCAAGACCCCCAUUAAAACCAGUUGAUACUAAAACUACACCAGAGGCAACUGUACCUGUUAUGUCACAUGUUGAAGGGUCCUCUUCACAACCAGGAAGUUCACAACAAGUGGCAUCACCUAAAUUGAACCAAGAAACAGCACCAGCUCUAAUCCAGAUGGUGCCACCAGUUUCAAAACAGGUGACAUCAGUGUCACAACUGGUGGCAACAACAUCACAACAGGUGGCAACAACAUCACAACAGGUGGCAACAACACCACAACAGGUGGCAACAACAACACCACAACAGGUGGCAACAACAUCACAACAGGUGGCAGAAAGGUCUCAACAAGUGGCAGCAAUAUCACAAAAGGUGGCGACAGCAACGGUGCCAGUGCAGGCCUCAGGAAUAGAUAUAAGACUGUCUUCACAACAAAUACAGUCGCUGAUUAAACUUCAAAACAAAGGACCAAGGAUGGUGUCUGUGCUUGGAGCAAGCCGAAAUAUGGUCAGGAAAGAUGGCAGUGUCUUUCCUGUAGAUCCAGUAUCUAAGAAGAUAAUUUUUGUACCACUUUCUGCAGAUGAAGCAAAAGAGGCAGUCAGUUUAGAUGAUGAAGCAUCAGAUGUCAGUGAUGAAGAGCAGGAACCACUUGCAAAGAAAGCCAGACCAAAAUAUGAAACUUUAGAAAGAGCGACAAAAGGCAAAUUAAAGGGAAAGUGGAAAAAGAAGCCAAAUUACAAGAAUCCUAAACCAAAAUGCCAUUUCAGUCCAAAAGACGUGGCCCCACCACCAAAACAACCUGCAAAAUACCAAAAAAGAGAUAAAUCUAAUUCUAAAAGCAUGGAGACAGUCGCUUUAGAUCCAAAUAUUGUGAUAAAGAAGGAAGCAUCAGAUGUCAGUGAUGAAGAACAGGAACCCCUAGCAAAGAAAGCCAGACCAAAAUAUGAAACUUUAGAAAGAGCGACAACAGGCAAAUUAAAGGGAAAGAGGAAAAAGAAGCCGAAGUACAAGAAUCCUAAACCAAAACGCCAUUUCAGUCCAAAAGACGUGGCCCCACCACCAAAACAACCUGCAAAAUACAAAAAACGAGAUAAAUCUAAUUCUAAAAGCAUGGAGACAGUCACUUUAGAUCCAAAUAUUGUGAAAAAGAAGGAAGUAGAAAAGGGGGAGAAUGUCGCUUUACAAAAGCAAAAGAAAAAGGAUGAGGACGAACUGGAAGAAGAAUUAGAGGAGAAGAAAUGUCGGAUGUGCCUUGCCCUCCACAAUGCUGAAUGUCCAUUGAUGCGAAGGCGAGUUAGGCUGAAGAUAAAUGACAAUAUGGGUUGUUUGAAUUCCACCAUGCUUUCCCUAAAGUCACUCCCCAAAGAAUUUUUACUCAGUAGCAGAUAUGGACAUGAUCUAAGUGUGUUUGCCUCGGACAUCAUUGAGAAGGGCACCCACUUUGGACCAUUGGUGGGUGAACAGAUGACUUUUGAACAGAUUUCACAUAAAAUGGACUUCACACAUCUGUGGCUUAUCGAAACAGAGGAAACAAUCAGCGCAGUGGACAAGAAAAUAAUUAAGUACAAUUUCAUCAAUACCGGCAAUGAGAUGACAAGUAACUGGUGCAGAUAUCUGAGGCCCACUCUGAAUGCACAGGAAUGUAACCUGAUCAGUUAUUGUAAAAACGAGGAGAUUUGGUUUGUAGCCAGGGAAGACAUUCAGGAGGGUGAAGAGUUGAUAAUGUAUUUCCGCUUCAUCGAGGAUCUAUAUAAGCGGAAAUGGUUUGCUAACUUGUGUAACUGUACCCAGAAGCUGUGUAAGAGGUGCGAUGUGGUCUACACAAACCUCGUCAGCUAUGUGAAACAUGUUCAGGUGUUUCACCCAUACUUGCGGAGAAAACUCAAGGCUAUCUGCAAGGAGUGCGGUCUGGUGUUGGAGAGUACCGGAGAACUGACCGAACACUGUAAGGAAACACACCAAGGCAACGGAGCUUUUGUUUGUAAGGACUGUGGAAAACAGUUUCCACUUCCACGGGGCCUUCAACAACAUCGACAGUUUGUCCACAUAGUCGAGGGCAAUUUUGCUUGUGAGCAUUGUGGAAAAUAUUUCUUUAACAAGUUCAAACUGCGGGAGCACAUGAGAAAUAGCCAUUCUGAAAAAGAGUUCAGAUGUGAGGUCUGCAAAAAGGUAGUUGGGUCCCAAACCGCCCUAAACCGCCAUAGGAAGUCGCAUACUCAAGAAGGUUACAAGUUUACAUGUGAUCGCUGUGGAAAGUCUUGUCGUGAUAACAGUACCCUACGUUCGCACAUGAUUUCCCAUAUCAAAGCUAGGCAAUUCCCUUGCACAGUGGCAGGGUGUUUGAUAAGAUAUGGGUCCAAAGGUGCUCUGCAAAUGCACUUUGCCAAAACCCAUUUUCUUUCCCCAGAACAGAUUAAGGUGCAUAUGCUAAGUAUAAUUACUACGGAGAAACAGGAUGGGGAUGAAUUACAGAAGAAAGUGGUUACAGCGCGUGUUCAAAAAAAAAGAAAGUCUGUUACACGGACCAAAAUAUUCUAUGACUUGGAAAGUGAGGAUGAAGACGACUUCAUAGAUUAUUAUUGAAAGCUGUGGACACCACACUGUAGAUAUAGGGAUAGAUGAUUACAAAUCUCUAUAUGGUUGUGUAUCUGGAAAUCAGAAGGAGACAAGCAAGAUAUGAUUUAAUAUGGCUACUUCACCACCAGGCUGCAGCCUAGGCCCAGUUAUUCUUAGGCCUGGUUAGUUAAAAAAGAAAUUACAUCAGUCAGCAAAUUUUUGAAUGUUGAGACUUCUUUGCAUUCUAAUCUAAUUCCUUGAUUAUUAUUUUGAAUGUGUACAUCAUGAAGUAUUUGUGUUGAAAUCGCAUCAAGCUGACGAUACUUUGAAUAAUACUUCUGUUGGAUUGAGUCGUGUAAAAUUAAAAGUUGAUGCUCCUUAUGGUAAAUAUUGAUCAGAACAGAUACUGCUAUGUUUGACAAUGUUCUUUCAAAGUGAGGUGGUUGUUUGGCCUAUUUACUAGGACUACUUAAUCUGUAAAAAGGGGAACCUAAUUUUGAAAUUUGAGAAAGAUCUGCCUGGUGACCAUUUCUUUUUUUCUGAUCAGCCUUAAGAUGAAACAUGCACAACUAAGGACCUAUGAAAAUCAACAUGCAAAAUUGGAUAAAGCUCUGUUGAGUAACUUUAACUUUCAAAAUUCAAGAUGGACACUUUAGUGACCUAAUUGUCAAAAAAAUUCAUAUGCAUAACUAAGGACUAUAACAAAUAUUCACACAGUGUAGGUGACGAAUGUGGCACAUUGCUCCUCUGUAAUUUUAAUUCAUUUUUUUUAGUUUCUUAUUUUGUGUUCCGAAUGGGGGAAAAACAAGAGUUUCCGAAUGCGUUAUGGUACUUAACAUGAAGCCUUGAAGGGUGGUCACUUGCUCCGAUUACCUGCUGCAUUUCAUCUAUUACGCUUUAAAUGAAGAAAAUGUGGAGUCAAACGGGAAAAAGUCUUAAUGAUUAUGUAUAUUGAAGUGAAAGCAUCUGGUAAUUGAGAAUAUUCUCUUAUUUUGUUGCAUUUAUUUGAAAACGAAAGUAGAACACUUUACUUGUAUUUAUCUGUAAUACACUUACAUUUAGU
This is a messenger RNA of Mizuhopecten yessoensis (Yesso scallop), 4733 nucleotides long. RefSeq lists its product as uncharacterized. Bases 338 to 3697 code for a protein of 1119 amino acids. NCBI's taxonomy places the organism in Eukaryota, Metazoa, Mollusca, Bivalvia, Pectinida, Pectinidae. Gene Ontology annotation, cellular component: nucleus. The transcript has 7 exons. The record is from RefSeq and is a predicted model, not a curated record. Gene Ontology annotation, molecular function: RNA polymerase II transcription regulatory region sequence-specific DNA binding; DNA-binding transcription factor activity, RNA polymerase II-specific. Gene Ontology annotation, biological process: regulation of transcription by RNA polymerase II.